This is a messenger RNA of Prunus persica (peach), 2010 nucleotides long. Its product is annotated as probable sugar phosphate/phosphate translocator At3g14410. Gene Ontology annotation, molecular function: antiporter activity. The coding region runs from base 457 to 1470 and encodes 337 amino acids. The transcript has 8 exons. NCBI's taxonomy places the organism in Eukaryota, Viridiplantae, Streptophyta, Magnoliopsida, Rosales, Rosaceae. The record is from RefSeq and is a predicted model, not a curated record. Gene Ontology annotation, cellular component: endosome; Golgi apparatus; trans-Golgi network.
AAUGGAUGGGUGAGAAAAUAAAAUGGGCGAGAAAAUAAGACAGUGAAUGGGUGGAAAUAACAGCACUCUCCAAAAAAAGACAAAAAUCCACGUCGAUUGGUUGUUUUCUUUACCACCAAAAACAAAAGCAAAGAGGAAGAUCCCUUUCUUUCGGCCUCACUCCACCUCUAUUCGACUCUUCAGGAAAAGCUAAGCAAGCUUUCUAAUUGCGAAGAUUUCUAACUUAGCUCACCUUUCAGUGAUCUAUAAAUCUCAUUAGUCUUUAUACAAAAAAUAAAUUUAAAAAAAAUCAUUAAAAAUCUACUGCAACACCCUCCAGAUCUCCAAAAGCACUUUUUUAAACGUAAAAAACGGUUUUUGCUAUUCACCGCCAAACAGGAGCUCUGAGCCGUACAGAGUUUUAUCUUCUUCAUACAUUAUUACGUAACCUCCGUUUCCAAUCUUCCGGCUUCGGAUAUGGCGGAUCGGCUGCGAGCUUUGUUCAAAGGUGAGGCCCUCACUUACGCCUACCUUCUUCUCUACAUCGCACUCUCCAGCGGCCAGAUCUUCUUCAACAAGUGGGUUUUGUCGUCCAAAGAAAUAAACUUCCCUUAUCCUCUUGGAUUGACUCUGCUUCACAUGGUCUUCUCCUCUGUCUUAUGCUUUUUACUCACGAAAGUUUUUAAGAUUAUGAAGAUUGAGGAAGGAAUGACAGUAGAAAUAUACGUCUCAUCAGUAAUGCCAAUUGGUGCAAUGUUUGCAAUGACUCUUUGGCUGGGAAAUACGGCCUACAUGUAUAUUUCUGUUGCAUUUGCACAAAUGUUGAAAGCAAUCAUGCCAGUAGCUGUUUUCAUUCUUGGAGUAGCAGCAGGACUUGAGGUAAUGAGCUGCAGAAUGCUAUUGAUCAUGUCAGUGAUAAGUUUAGGUGUUCUGGUGGCUUCUUACGGUGAAAUAAAUAUCAGCUGGAUUGGAGUAGUUUAUCAAAUGGGAGGAGUUGUUGGAGAAGCUUUAAGACUUAUUUUUAUGGAGAUUUUUGUUAAAAGGAAGGGUCUCAAAUUAAAUCCAAUAUCUCUCAUGUACUAUGUUAGCCCGUGCAGUGCUCUUUGCCUACUCAUUCCAUGGAUCUUUUUGGAGAAAACAAAGAUGGAAGAAAAUAGCUCAUGGAACUUUCCACUCCUUGUGCUAACACUCAACUCUCUGUGCACUUUUGCCCUCAACUUAUCAGUUUUCCUUGUGAUCACUCAUACAAGUGCCUUGACCAUUCGUGUUGCUGGAGUUGUCAAGGAUUGGGUGGUUGUCUUAUUGUCUGCCCUUCUCUUUUCUGAUACAAAGCUGACUAUUAUAAAUCUGGCAGGUUAUGGCAUUGCCAUAGCAGGUGUAGCAGCAUACAAUAAUCACAAGUUAAAAAAAGAAGUUUCUAGAGACAACCCUGAAGAAGCUGAAAGUUCUCAACCUACACUAACGGCGGCAUCAUCAGAUUCCAACAAGUAGAGAUGUCACCGGAGCAUUCGGCCUAUUUAUUUUUUAGUUCGAUAGCUCGAUGGAACUAUAUGCAUAAGUUUAGAUUACGGUUUUUUGAAGCCUAUCAUUGUUGCAGCUGCUCCUGUGGUGGGGUAAAUUUUGUGGCAGUUUGAAGCAGAACUGAAAUUGAAAGUAUAAAGAUGUCAAGUUCGCAGAAGUGUGUCAUCCUCACGAAGGUAGGCAUUUACAGAGGGAAUUUCAAAAGUUGAUGUAUCAUAGAUGAUUUGUCUGUAAAGCAAGUGCCAGAGUCACUGUGAUACUAAACAUACUCUCUGUUUAUAAAAAAUUUAUAAUUUUUAGUUCACACAAUUGUAUCACAGCCCAUUCUUACAUGAUUUUGCUUCUGUACAAGGAUCAAAAGUUUGAACCUGGACCUUGUUCCAUAGUUAAUUUCUCAGAACUUUGUAUUUAGAAGAGAUGUUUUAAGUAUCACAUGGGGGAAUAAAAAGAUGAGGUUGCCAGAUUUUCUAGGCUUGACCAUACAAUCAAAUUGAAUUGUUAUGACAGAAA